CACGUUGUAGCAAAAAUAAAAACAAGAAUAUAGAAAAGUAAGAAAUUAGUAUUACUGCUCAAGAAAAAAAUAAUGGUUUUCUUUUGUUCUGGGUUUGUUGCGCAGAAAUUAACACCGCAGUGCGAAAACACACACCCUUAAUUUCUCUCAAUUUAAUCUCUUUCUCUCUCGAUCUCUUCAUUUUUCCCAAGGGGUCUGAGCGUGAUGGGGAAAGCCUACAAACAAGAGCAUGUUUACAAGCAUCCAUGGGAGAGAGUGACAUCAGCAUCUUGGCGCAAAUUUGCUGACCCAGAGAAUAAACGGACUCUCUCACACAUUCUGGAAGUUGACACACUGAAUAGGAAGCUUGAACCUGAGACAGGGAAGCUAUACACCACUAGGGCAAUCACAAUCCAUGCUCCAGGACCAUGGUUUGUUCGCAAGAUCGUUGGGCAGGAUAUCUGUCACUGUGUUGAAUCUACAGUUGUUGAUGGUCAAUCACGUUCAAUGCAACUUACCACUCGAAAUGUUAGUCUGAAGAAGUUUGUUGAGGUUGAGGAGAAGAUACGGUAUGAUCCACACCCCGAGAAUCCAUCUGCAUGGACACUCUGCAGACAGGAAACUAGCAUCAAGAUAAAGCCAUUAUCAGCCCUUGCUUCAAUGGCCGAGAAGGUAGAACAGCGAUGUGUUGAGAAGUUCUUGCAGAACAGUGCCAAAGGCAGAGAGGUUAUGGAGAGAAUUUGUAAGUAUCUUGAAGCUGAAUCUAGUGGAAUAUCUAUCUGAUUCUGCUUUUUCUCUCUUUUAAAUUAAAGCUUUGCUAGAACAAGGUUCUAAUGCGGACCUGUAUUGAGAAAUCAGUGAUAGAAUGUACUAAUAAUGUAUAAGCAUGAGCUUAGAUACUUGAAGUCUCUUUGGACUUGCCACAAUUUUGAAACCAAUAUACUUUCCCCGACAAUCUAACUUCUGUUGGUAUUCACCAGUUAA
Beta vulgaris subsp. vulgaris (sugar beet) is the source of this 963-nucleotide messenger RNA. RefSeq lists its product as uncharacterized. Gene Ontology annotation, biological process: phospholipid transport. Gene Ontology annotation, cellular component: mitochondrial intermembrane space. Gene Ontology annotation, molecular function: phosphatidic acid transfer activity. The transcript has 2 exons. The coding region runs from base 205 to 762 and encodes 185 amino acids. NCBI's taxonomy places the organism in Eukaryota, Viridiplantae, Streptophyta, Magnoliopsida, Caryophyllales, Amaranthaceae. The record is from RefSeq and is a predicted model, not a curated record.